CACUCGAUUCCACCAUCAUCCCCCCACUCGCCACCACCAUCGGCGAGCAGCAAUGUGCAACCCACCACAACCGGGGACGCCGGGGCCAAGUACGCCGCCAAGCGACACCCCGCCAGACUGGGAGAGCAUCACGCUGCCAGCGGCACACAUCCUCGCGCACCUGACCGACGCGCACUGCCACCCGACCGACCUGUCCCCUAGCACGGAGACAUAUGACGCCGUCCAGCUCGGCGGGCUCGCCGCGAUGGCGGUGUGCGAUGACCAAAGCGCUGUAGCGGCGCUCGGCGCCGCGAGGGGGUGGGCGGAGGGCGAGGUAGGCCCGGGCAAAGGGCGGGUCGUCGCCGCGUUCGGCUACCACCCGUGGUUCUCGCACCGCUUCUCGCUGCACGACCCCGCGCCGCCAAAGGAGGAGCACUACCUCGAGGUCUUUGCGCCCAAGCCGGCCCUCGCGGCGCAGCUGGGCGACUUCCUCCCGCUGCUGCCGGAACCGGAGAGCUUCUCGGCCAGAUUGGAGAGGAUACGGUCCGACGUUGUUGCCGCGCGCGCUGCCGGCCGCCUCGCGAUGGUCGGCGAGAUCGGGCUCGACUCGGCCGCGCGCGUGCGGAUCUGGCCGCGUACCCGCGACGAAAGCUCCGUCCUCACGCCGUUCCGCACGACGCUGGCCCACCAAACUGCGCUCGCGCGCGCGCAGCUCGCGCUUGCCGUCGAGCUCGGCGUGCCCGCGAGCGUGCACUGCGUCGCUGCCUCCGGCCCGACGCUGCGCCUGCUCGAGAGCGUGCGCGCCGCGGACGCGCGCUUCAGCCGGAUCAACAUCGACAUGCACUCGUGCGGGGGGUGGAAGCCCGAGUUCUUGGCACAGGCGGCGCGCACGAUGCCAAAUCUGUACUUCAGCCCCAGCGUGCUGCUCACUGCGCGCAGUCCGGCGGGCGCGGCGGCCGUGCGCGCUAUCCCGAGGGAUCGCGUGCUGGUCGAGAGCGACCUGCAUGACGUGGCACAGAGCACGCGCCUCGUCUGGGCGUCGGUGUUGUGGGUCGCAGCGUGCCGCGGCUGGCGGGUCGAGAGUGCCGAGCAGUGGGAAGGGGUCGAGGAGGAGGACGACGAGUUUGACGAGAAGGGCCGCCUUGUUGAGCGCGCCGAGGGGGAGGUCUGGGCUGUGCGCACUAUUGAGCGUAACUGGGCGAGGUUCAUGGGGCUGAUAUAG
Molecule: messenger RNA, 1201 nt
Organism: Vanrija pseudolonga
Lineage: Eukaryota; Fungi; Basidiomycota; Tremellomycetes; Trichosporonales; Trichosporonaceae
Gene: scn1
Product: Cut9-interacting protein scn1
Exons: 3
Coding region: 53-1201 (382 amino acids)
Molecular function (GO): hydrolase activity, acting on ester bonds
Source: RefSeq, a predicted model, not a curated record